This is a messenger RNA of Dalotia coriaria, 1248 nucleotides long. RefSeq names its product pyruvate dehydrogenase E1 component subunit beta, mitochondrial-like. Gene Ontology annotation, molecular function: pyruvate dehydrogenase (acetyl-transferring) activity. The record is from RefSeq and is a predicted model, not a curated record. Lineage: Eukaryota; Metazoa; Arthropoda; Insecta; Coleoptera; Staphylinidae. Gene Ontology annotation, biological process: pyruvate decarboxylation to acetyl-CoA.
UUAUUUAUAAAUCAUUGAGUGUGUUUGUAAUGUCUUUGCUGGUGCACAUUAUUAUUUAAAUGCAAUGAUAACAAUUUCUUGAUUUGGUUUCUUGUGUGUUUAGCGACCUCUAACAGCAGCUAGCAGAAUUGCAUUUAAGCAAAUGACCUUCAACGCUCCUGCAAUACCCUGCAUGUGAUUUCGUGUUCUCGUCGUGCACAUGUGUUGGGCGAAUGUCCUCCUCCCCGUCCUUUCAUUACAACAAAAGGUGUGCAAUGGCUUUGAAAUGUGUGAUAAAAAAGAUUGCAGUUGCCCCGCGCCUGCAUACAAGAUGUCUGUCAGUUUCUUCAGCAAAUUUCGCGCAGAAUAUGACUGUUCGCGAUGCAUUGAAUGCAGCAAUCGACGAAGAGAUCGAACGUGACGAACGCGUUUUCCCGCGGGGAGAAGAAGUGGCUGGGCGGCGAUUUGCGCCUUUUGCCAAAGUACCUAGAGGCUCCUGGAAGAAAAUGGGGGCUUUAUAAAGAGUGACUACUGAUACACCACCCACGGAAAUGUGGGCUUCUUUAUUGGAUCGCUGUCGCUGGUGUUCAGGCUUUGCGCCCAUUUGUGAAUUUAUGACUUUCAAUUUCUCAAUGCAGGCAAUUGAUCACAUCAUCAACUCGGCAGCAAAGACAUUCUACAUGUCUGCAGGGCGAUUUAAUGUUCCGAUUGUCUUCCGUGGGCCAAAUGGCGCCGCCGCAGGUGUUGCUGCACAACAUUCGCAAUGUUUUGGUGCCUGGUAUGCACACUGCCCUGGUCUUAAAGUGGUCUCGCCUUACAAUUCGGAAGAUUGUAAAGGUCUGCUUAAGAGCGCCAUCCGUGAUCCCGACCCCGUUGUAUUCCUAGAGAAUGAGCUCAUGUAUGGUGUGCAGUUUCCUAUGCCAGAUGAAGCUAUGUCUAAAGAGUUUUUACUGCCAAUUGUAAAGGCUAAGAUUGAAAGGGCUGGAAAACAUGUCACACUUGUGGCGCAUUCGAAAGCUGUUGAGUUGGCGUUGAUUGCGGCGAAGGAGCUCGCUGGUAAAGGCAUUGAAUGUGAAGUGAUUAAUCUGCGCUCCUUGCGGCCGCUGGACAUUGAAACGAUAGGUAAAUCAGUGAUGAAAACCAAUCACAUUGUCACCGUUGAGCAAGGCUGGCCUACAUGCGGUAUUGGCUCAGAAAUUAUGGCACAAAUCAUGGAAAGCGAAGUGUUUUUCCAUCUGGAUCAACCUGGAGCGUGGUGACUGGUGCUGA